CUACCUGUGUCGGCGUACAGGGCAGCAUACCCACUCUCUUCAGAACACCCCAACCUGAGAGAGAGAGAGAGAGUAUAGAGCUUUACUUGGAGAUACAGUUUGGUUGCUUCGGCUCAAUGAUUAAUCCGCUAACCACAUUGGGCUGAGCGCGCAUUAGUUGCAAUGAGACCAGGAGGAGGAGGACCAGUGUGGUGGUUGGCGAUCCAGGGAUGAGAAUUCAAAGCUGAGUCCAUUGAUUAGGCUUGUGGAAAUGGCGUGAGCUGGAGUCAAUGCUAUUGAAAUAGGAGACAUUGCUGUGAUUGAUUUGGAUCGAGAGAGAGGAAAGGGAUGGAGUCUAGGAUGGAUCAGUAUGAGCUGAUGGAGCAGAUCGGCCGGGGAGCUUUCGGAGCCGCGAUUUUGGUUCAUCAUAAGGCUGAGAAGAAGAAGUAUGUGUUGAAGAAGAUCCGGCUUGCGAGACAGACGGAACGGUGCCGGAGAUCUGCUCAUCAAGAGAUGGCUCUUAUUGCGCGGAUUCAGCACCCGUACAUUGUGGAAUUUAAGGAAGCCUGGGUUGAGAAGGGUUGCUAUGUUUGCAUUGUCACUGGAUACUGUGAAGGUGGAGAUAUGGCUGAGUUGAUGAAGAAAUCCAAUGGGGUUUAUUUUCCUGAGGAGAAACUAUGCAGGUGGUUCACGCAGCUGCUCUUGGCAGUUGAAUACCUGCAUUCAAAUUAUGUUCUACAUCGUGAUCUAAAAUGUUCCAAUAUAUUUCUUACUAAGGAUCAUGAUGUUCGUCUUGGGGAUUUUGGUCUUGCUAAAACUUUAAAGGCAGAUGACUUGGCUUCUUCGGUUGUAGGAACCCCCAAUUACAUGUGUCCUGAACUGCUUGCUGAUAUUCCUUAUGGCUUCAAAUCUGAUAUCUGGUCUUUAGGCUGCUGCAUAUAUGAGAUGGCUGCUUAUCGACCUGCUUUCAAAGCUUUUGAUAUGGCAGGUUUGAUAAGCAAGAUCAAUCGUUCCUCUAUAGGUCCUUUGCCUUCCUGCUAUUCCCCGUCCUUGAAAACACUAAUCAAAGGCAUGCUGAGAAAAAAUCCUGAGCAUCGGCCAAGUGCAACCGAGGUUUUGAAGCACCCUUAUUUGCAGCCUUAUGUUGAGCAAUAUCGUCCAUCCUUUAUUACUCGAACAGCAAUCUCCCCAGAUAAGCCUAUAUCUGCAGCCCGUGAAUCUCGGAGACACAUGGCAGAAAGCCAAAACAGUAAUGGUUCAAGCAGUGAUAAAGAUAGUUUGCGUUCAAUUGAGAAACACAUCCCCGAAAUGGAGUCAAACUGUGAUAAUAGAACUAAUGAGACAUACUUGGUAUCCCUUGAUGAUGAUGAGGGCUCUGAGCACGGCCCGAAUGUUUGCACUGUCAGAAUGGAAGAACAAGAGUCUAUGAGACCUUCACAUUCUGAACAGAAAUCUAAUGUUGAAUUGCGGCAUCCAAAAACCAUUAGGAAUAUAAUGAUUGCUUUGAAAGAAGGAAAAGUUAGGGAAAGUUCACCGAUGAGAAGUAAUCGUGCAAAGGUUGGUGCCCCCACCCAAAGAACUAACGUGGAAGCAGUGUCCAAAAUACCCAGGCUGACUGCUUUGCCUUCUGGUAUCAAGUUUAGUCCUGAUACACCACUUGUUGUGCCAUCAAAGGCAGCCCCUGAUUCUGCAAAACGGGCACAGGGAUCCCAUCCUUUAAAGUAUCAGCUACCUGUUAUUGAAUCUUCUCCAAAACCUAAACCCAGAAACGAUGGUACUCCUCCCUUGGUUCCUGUGAAACAAGUUAUUGAAGAUGGACUUCCUAAGGCUAGGCAAAAAACUCCUCCUACAAUGAUUAGACGCCCUUCCUUUCCUGGACGGAUGAAGCAAGUAGGGGUUGAUGCUCCAAAUGCAGUGAGCACUGCUCCUAGGUUAGGUCCAAGAGAGAUAUCUCAGGAGCCUGAAAAGAAUCCUCCUCAAGUGCCCAAUGGCUGCCAAAUAAACUUAUCUAGAGAGGUAAUGGAAGAGCCUCGAAGAGAUCAAGAAAGAGGUUCAAAAGUAAUGCAAACUGACAGCAGCAAUUCUGUCUCCUCUUCUGUGUCUAUUCAAGCAUUUGAGAUUUGUGAUGAUGCAACGACUCCUUUUAUUGACAUGACAGAGCAGAUGCUUCCUGAUAUUGGUACUGUUAUCCGACCUGAGAGUACAGAAUCUCGAUCAAGCAGCUCCACUGCUACUCAUUGUCAUCCAGUGGUGUCUGAAACUGUGGAAAACCCUGGGAAUGAUAAUAAAUCUGAAUGCUUAGCUGAAACAUCUGAGGCUAAUCUAGUUCUUCACCUUAAAGCAGCUGAUGAUAAACAAAUCAGUUCAGCUGUCACUCUUGAUCCCCCAGUCACAGUUUCUGAAGAAAGACUUAUUUGUAGAGAUCACACCCCUGUAAGCAGGCCAUGUAGUACCCCUGAAACAGUGGUCCAAUCAAAACCUACAUCUACAUCUAGUGGUCAUGACAAGUUUAUGGUGAGGGAACUUCUAUCCCCAGCAACAGACACUACCCUUUCCACUGCUUCUCCCAACCAGAAAGGUUUUCAUGCAGAGAAAGGCACCAUUUUGCAAAAUCCAACAAUUGAAAUGCCAGCUGCUGCACAUCUUCCUCCAGCUUUUGAUGAUGUUAUACAUGUCAUACGCCAUAGUAGUUUCCGUGUUGGGAGUGACCAGCCUGUAAUUGAAUCUGUGGAGAUGGGGGUUCAGAAUAUGGAUGUUGGUAAGCUGAUAAAUGUAGUAAGGGAUGAAAUGGAGAUGCGAAAUGCGAAUUCCCCAAUGGCUCUUAAAUCAUCAACUUGCUCUGAAACAGUAAGCCCGAAAUCAACUAAUUCUGAAAACAUUGGUGCCAAAGAAACUGAGAUGACAAAUCCUGUUCCUUCAGCUCAGCACAAAUGUGACUCCGCAGAGGCAACAAAGCCUGGUCCUCCAAUCACUGAAGAAGAAGCACCAGAAAAGGAGAUCUUGGAUGUCAAGUCUUUUAGACAGAGGGCAGAGGCUCUUGAAGGACUGCUAGAAUUAUCAGCAGAUUUGCUGCAGAAUAAUAGAUUAGAGGAGCUUGCAGUUGUUUUAAAUCCUUUUGGGAAAGAUAAAGUCUCUCCAAGAGAGACUGCUAUCUGGUUAGCAAAGAGUCUUAAAGGUAUGAGGAUUGAGGAGGGCGGACGGAGUUCAUGAAGCAUCACAUCUAUUGUAAGCUUUCACUUCUUGAUAUUACUAGAUAUUGCAACUCCAGUCUCAGUUUUUGCCAUGCCUUUUAACAAUUCAAAUCCCGUUUGAAUUCAAAAGAAAACAGCCAGGUGUUGAGUUCCUUCUAUUCAUUUUGUAAUUCUUUGAAUGCAUUCUUGGAAUGCAUCCGGUUGUUGUACAUAGUGACAGUACGUAUUAUAGCAUUGUCUUCUGGCCAAAUGUAUGAUAUGCUGUAGCUUGCAGUCAAUGUUAGUAAUGCUAAACUUGCUGACAGCUUUGUUCUUCUUCCAAAUAAGAUUCCAUAGAUAAUAUCUGCACAGAUGGAAAACUAUGCUGUACAUUUGACAUGGCAGGUUAAUGUUUAUUUUGUUUUUAUGAACCUUA
Rosa rugosa (rugosa rose) is the source of this 3585-nucleotide messenger RNA. Its product is annotated as serine/threonine-protein kinase Nek5. The transcript is spliced from 14 exons. Gene Ontology annotation, cellular component: cortical microtubule. Gene Ontology annotation, biological process: microtubule-based process; protein phosphorylation. Lineage: Eukaryota; Viridiplantae; Streptophyta; Magnoliopsida; Rosales; Rosaceae. The record is from RefSeq and is a predicted model, not a curated record. The coding region runs from base 328 to 3189 and encodes 953 amino acids. Gene Ontology annotation, molecular function: ATP binding; protein kinase activity.